AUGGUGGAUAUUAUUUUUCACUAUCCUUUUCUGGGUGCUAUGGGGGAUCAUUCCAAGAUUUGGGAUCUGUCGAAGAAGCUGAGCCGGGACCGCGCUGAAAGCUGCGGUGUCGAUGUUGGGAUAGAAGGGAGUCGUUGUGAGCGGGCGGAAAUCCGGGCUUGGCUAACAGUGUGGACGCGGAGACGUCCGGGGCUCCCCGGUGUCACUGUGCUGUCUGUCGCCUGCCUCCCCUUUUCGUUCCCUUGUGGUCGCACUUCUAAGAGCAAGAGCGGGAGAGCGAGAGAGCGAGAGAGGCCGCGCCGCGUCUGUGGGGUGUGCGAGUGUGUAGCCCGCCGCCAAGCUUCCGACGGGAAGCUAGUGCGAGAGGCCCUAGCCCUGGGAACCCAGCUGUGCGUUAGCGUGAGAGCUUCUGGAGUUGUGUCCUCCGUGGCUCGGACUGUGUCCCCUACUCUUCGCUUUCCCCGCACUGCGAUUCCCAUCUCUUCCUCCAAAACCCCACCUUCUUCCAGAGGGCGCAACGCCGGGUCCGGAAGACAGCCCUCGCUGCGCACGCACGUGCACAAGCAGGCGGAGAAGACGACCAGGGUGCGGACUGUGCUCAACGAGAAGCAACUGCACACCCUGCGGACAUGCUACGCCGCCAACCCGCGGCCCGACGCGCUCAUGAAGGAGCAGCUAGUGGAGAUGACUGGCUUAAGCCCACGGGUCAUCCGCGUGUGGUUCCAGAACAAGCGUUGUAAGGACAAGAAGAAGUCCAUUCUUAUGAAGCAGCUACAGCAGCAGCAGCACAGCGACAAGGCGAGUCUCCAGGGACUGACUGGGACGCCUCUGGUGGCGGGCAGCCCCAUCCGCCAUGAGAACGCGGUGCAGGGCAGUGCAGUCGAGGUGCAGACUUAUCAGCCGCCUUGGAAAGCGCUCAGCGAGUUUGCACUCCAGAGUGACCUGGACCAACCCGCCUUUCAACAGCUGGUCUCCUUCUCCGAGUCUGGCUCCCUAGGAAACUCCUCCGGCAGCGACGUGACCUCUCUGUCCUCACAGCUCCCGGACACCCCCAACAGUAUGGUGCCAAGUCCCGUGGAGACGUGAGCGGGGACCCCAUAGCUGCCAGCCCGCGGACCUCGCAUGCUCCCUGCAUGAGACUCACCCAUGCUCAGGCCAUUCCAGCUCUGAAAACUCUCCGGCCCUUGUAAUUAUUGUUGUUAUUUAAAAGCGAGGGGGCAGAGGCAGGAGACCGCGACAGGACGGCCAGAAGAGCGGGAGGCGGCAGCCUGCCCCGCCCGGACUGGAGACUCCUGCUCCGAGGACUUUUCUUUUUUUUCCCCAAGUAGAAUUUGGGACUUGCUGGCUUAGCUCCGCCCUCGCGUGGGGAGCUGACAC
Cricetulus griseus (Chinese hamster) is the source of this 1377-nucleotide messenger RNA. The record is from RefSeq and is a predicted model, not a curated record. NCBI's taxonomy places the organism in Eukaryota, Metazoa, Chordata, Mammalia, Rodentia, Cricetidae.